Molecule: messenger RNA, 2109 nt
Organism: Saccharomyces mikatae IFO 1815
Lineage: Eukaryota; Fungi; Ascomycota; Saccharomycetes; Saccharomycetales; Saccharomycetaceae
Gene: NGG1
Product: histone acetyltransferase NGG1
Exons: 1
Coding region: 1-2109 (702 amino acids)
Biological process (GO): regulation of transcription by RNA polymerase II
Cellular component (GO): SAGA complex
Molecular function (GO): transcription coactivator activity
Source: RefSeq, a predicted model, not a curated record
AUGCCUAGACAUGGAAGAAGAGGAAAAAUGCCAAAGGGUGAAAAACUGCCCAAGAAAGAGGGAGCAGAGAGCAUUCCGUCGAAGCUACUAUCGUCAAUGCUGAAAUCGUUGGAUUUGACUUUCGAGCGUGAUAUUGGAAUGCUCAAUGGGAAAAGUGUUAGAUCCAUACCCAGUAAAAAAACAUUACUUGAAUUACAAACCCAAUUGGAUAGUCUUAAUGAAAUACUGGGCACAAUUGCCCGAAGUGAUCAAGAGACUAUAGAAGCGCUUCGGAAAUUAAGAGACGGUAAAAAUGAGAAGGACACAGGAGAUGUAAAGCAGAAAAUAUCUAAUGCAGAUGAGCAAGACAAAAAUGCUACCCCUAUUAAAGAAAUAAGUGGGGAGGGAAAACAAGUAGAAAACUUAGUAGAGCCUCAAGUUUUUGAUAAAAUACCAGACGCGAUUAAGGACGAUGUAGAAAAUAUUAAAAAAGCCGCUGAUAGUAUGGCUAAAGAAGAAAUCAAUGACGACAAAGAUUUACAAAUUUAUAAGGAUCGACCAAGGGAAAAAAGGCCGUUAGAUUCUGAAACUACACAUGAGGACACAGAAAACGAAAGUACUCACGAGCCAGACAAUAAAAAGCAAAAAAUUGACAUUGAGAAAAUGGAAAAUGAUCCGAGUGUAAAAAAUCCAAAGUCUGAAUUCGUAGUAUCACAAACAUUACCUCGGGCAGCAGCGGCCCUAGGUUUAUUCAACGAAGAGGGACUAGAAAGUACAGGUGAAGAUUUUUUAAAGAGCAAGUAUAACGUGGCUAGUUAUCCCACGAAUGAUUUGAAAGAAUUGCUACCAGGGGAAUUACCAGACAUGGACUUUUCGCAUCCUAAACCAACGAACCAAAUCCAAUUUAAUACCUUUUUAGCUUUCGUUGAGAACUUUUUCAAGGACCUUAGCGAUGACAACUUGAAGUUUUUGAAGACAAAAUAUACUAUACCGGAUAGCUUGCAGUUCGAUAAAACGUAUGAUCCUGAAAUAAAUCCCUUCAUUAUACCGAAACUGGGUCCUUUGUACACCGAUGUUUGGUUCAAAGAUGAAAACGACAAAAAUCCUGGCUUUAAGAAAACUCCAUCACACCUGAAUGAUGCAUCGGCCAUACUACCAAAAAAAAGUGCUAACGAACUGGAUGAGAAUGUUUUGGAGACAGAAAGUAUCUCUUGUGGACCCUUAUUAUCUAGAUUAUUGAGUGCUGUAUUAAAAGAUGACAACGGAAAAUCGGAAUUGCAUUCUUCCAAAAUAACAGGAGAUAAUGAAGUACCGAAGGUUAGGGAAGAAGAAAGUAUAUCAUCACCUAAGGACAACAUCAAUGAUAGUAUAGAUAUGUCAUUAUCUCAGGAGAAUGGUCCUAGUGCUCGAACGCCUGAGAGUGAUAUUGAUGAGGAAGGCUCCUUCCAGACAAAGCCUGUAGCAAAUAAAGAUGAUAAUGGUGGAACUACGAGUACGCUGCCACAACAGAUUGGAUGGAUAACAAAUGGAAUUGGUCUGGACUAUCCAACAUUUGAAGAACGAUUAAAAAGAGAAUUAAAGUAUGUGGGGAUAUACAUGAAUAUGCCUAAGGAUGAAAACAACCCUAACUCAGAUGACCCCGAUUGGAUCACGGGUAGAGAGGACGAUGAAAUAAGUGCAGAACUAAGAGAAUUGCAGAGCACUUUGAAACAAGUAACCAAGAGAAACCAAAAAAGGAAAACACUGCUGAUAUCACUAGUAGAGAGGCAACUAGCAUGGCAAGAGUACUCGUCCAUCUUGGAAGAUUUAGACAAACAAAUUGACCAGGCCUAUGUCAAACGUAUUCGCGUACCCAAGAAAAGGAAGAAGCAUCAUACAGCAGCUUCUACUAAUGUGAGCACAGGAACUACAUCCCAAAUAGCGCAACAAAAAGCUGCAAAUUCGAGUCUAAAAUCGCUUCUAGAUAAGAGGCAAAGAUGGAUUAACAAAAUUGGCCCGUUGUUUGACAAGCCCGAGAUUAUGAAAAGAAUUCCUAAUGAAAGUGUAUUCAAGGAUAUGGACCAAGAAGAAGACGAUGAUGAAGCCGAUGUAUUUGCACAGAAUACCAAUAAGGAUGUGGAAUUCAACUAA